AUGGCCAUCAGAGGAGUAUAUAGUUCUUCCCUUGAUUCGUUGUUGUCAAGCAGUGGUUUGCAAAUCAUCUUGCAACAUUGCAUCCCAAGACCUCUCGCAAAAUCCAAUCUCAUCAUAGUGAACAUGUUGUUCAAGAUCCUCGUCACUCUCCUGACCAUCGGUGCCAAUGCACUGCCUGAAGCUGUCCCACAAGCCGGCAGACAGACCACGACAUUGACAAAGACCAGAACUGUCACUUCAACGAUACCCGCUCGUACAGUCACAAGGACUAUUACCACCUGCACAGUGCCGCCGCGUACUGUGACCCGCACGACCACCAGUACUAUCAGGAGUCCAGCGAGUACAUUAACCAGAACCGUGACCCUCACCUCCACCAAAACCAUAACAUCAACCUCCACCAAACCCGCCAGCACGAUAACAAAACCCGCCAGCACAAUCACCAAAACCGUAACAUUCACCCCAACCCCAACCUCCACCCCACCCCCCSCCUACCYCSAACUAAUCAUCCACGGCGACACUCUCUGCGGCACCUCCCCCGUAAAAGGAAACCAACAAAACCCCAACGACGACCAAAUCACCGUCCCCGUCAUCGACGGCGUCUCCGAAUGUCGCGACACCAAACGUAAUGUCGGAAGUUUCUCCUGGACGAGACUUAAUCGUGCGUCUUUUGGGAGAUAUUGUCGGAUUUAUUAUUAUAGUGAGCAGACUUGUCAGGGGAGUAUUAGUGAUUUGAGUUUGGAGAAUGAGAAUAAGUGUAUUAAUGUUGGGAGUAAGAAUAUGCAGAGUUUUGAGGUUAAGUGUAACUAG
Molecule: messenger RNA, 807 nt
Organism: Ramularia collo-cygni
Lineage: Eukaryota; Fungi; Ascomycota; Dothideomycetes; Mycosphaerellales; Mycosphaerellaceae
Exons: 4
Coding region: 1-807 (268 amino acids)
Source: RefSeq, a predicted model, not a curated record